AUGAAGCUACAAAUAAAAGAUUUGUCUGUUAAAAAGAGGAGUUAUGAAUUUGGUGGUCCUUUAGGAAUUAUAGCAAUUAUUUUUGGAACUUUGUUAACUGUUUUUGAAUUAUAUCUUUUAUGUAAUGAAAAUGGGUGCAAUGUCUCUGUAAAAUAUGUUAGAAAUUCUUUUUUUUUAUUAGGAGAUUUAUGGGAUCCAAUUGCUUUUUUGAUUUAUUUUUUGUGGUGGAUUCUUUUAAUUGUUUGUUGGAUAUUUAUUCCUGGAGAUAUUAAGAAAGGAAAUUAUUUAAGUCAUGGAGUAUGUUUAAGUUAUAAGAUGAAUGGAUUUCGUAGUUUAGUUUUUGUUUUGAGUUGUUGUAUAAUAGGAUUUUAUUUGAAAGGAAUGUAUUUUUUGGAAUUUAUAUGGGAUCAUUAUCCUGGAUUGAUUACAAGCUCGUUAAUAUUUUCAGUGUUAUUUUCAUGUUAUACAUAUGGAUGUAGUUUUUUUCCAGGUCGAUAUCUUUCAGAAAAUGGUAAUACAGGAAAUUGGAUCUAUGAUUUUUAUAUGGGACGUGAAUUAAAUCCUCGUAUUGGAUCAUUUGAUAUUAAGGAAUUUGUUGAGUUAAGGCCAGGUAUUAUUCUUUGGGUCGUAUUUAAUUUAUCAUUUGCUGUUCAUCAAUAUAUUAUUUUAAAGGGACGAAUUACAGCAAGCAUGUUUCUUGUUUGUUUGUUUCAAAUAUGGUAUGCUAUUGAUUCGCUUUGGAAUGAAGAGCUUGUAUUAACUACUAUGGAUAUUGUAACUGAAGGGUUUGGAUUCAUGUUAUGUUUUGGAUCUAUUACAUGGGUUCCAUUUACUUAUUCUCUUCAAGCACGAUAUUUGGCAUUUCAUCCAGUUUACUUGAAUAAAUUUGCAAUUUUAGGGAUUUCAAUGCUUCAAUGUUUAGGCUUCUGGAUUUUUCGCAGUGCAAAUCUUCAAAAAAAUACUUUUAGAAAGAAUCCAACUGCACCAAGUAUCCAACACUUAACAUAUAUAACAACUGAAAGAGGUACUAAAUUGAUUACAAGUGGAUGGUGGGGAAAGUCUCGCCAUAUAAAUUAUUUUGGCGAUUGGCUUAUGGCAUGGGCAUGGUGUCUUCCUACAGGAUUUGAAAAUCCUAUAACUUAUUUUUAUGUUGUUUUUUUUGCUAUUUUGUUAAUACAUAGAGAGCGCCGUGAUAAUUAUAAUUGUCAUUUAAAAUAUGGCAAAGAUUGGGAAAGAUAUUGUCAUCAAGUUCCUUAUAGAAUUAUUCCAUAUGUAUAUUAG
Pneumocystis murina B123 is the source of this 1281-nucleotide messenger RNA. RefSeq lists its product as hypothetical. Gene Ontology annotation, molecular function: Delta14-sterol reductase activity. The record is from RefSeq and is a predicted model, not a curated record. The transcript has 8 exons. Bases 1 to 1281 code for a protein of 426 amino acids. Gene Ontology annotation, cellular component: endoplasmic reticulum membrane. Lineage: Eukaryota; Fungi; Ascomycota; Pneumocystomycetes; Pneumocystales; Pneumocystaceae. Gene Ontology annotation, biological process: ergosterol biosynthetic process.